Molecule: messenger RNA, 956 nt
Organism: Phytophthora nicotianae INRA-310
Lineage: Eukaryota; Oomycota; Peronosporomycetes; Peronosporales; Peronosporaceae
Product: ribosomal protein L25, Ctc-form
Exons: 1
Coding region: 96-851 (251 amino acids)
Biological process (GO): translation
Cellular component (GO): cytosolic large ribosomal subunit; ribosome
Molecular function (GO): structural constituent of ribosome; 5S rRNA binding
Source: RefSeq, a predicted model, not a curated record
CUAAUUUAUUACCUCGUCGUAAUCGAUUGCGACCACAAACCUUUUGGCUUGUGUGGCCCAGCAUUGUCAUUGCAGACGCUUGGUAUUGGCGAAGGAUGUUGGCGCUCCAGCGGCACGCGAUGCGCUCUGGCGCUCAGGUGGCUCGCUUCUCGGCUGCGGCCGCUGCUACUCAGGAGGCUUCUUCAAACGUGCUGCAGCUCGUGGUGCGUGAAGGUGAGGGAUCACGUGCAUCUCGGCGUCUGCGCAAGCAGGGUCUGCUGCCGGGCGUACUCUACGGUGAGGGCGAGGACGGCAAGGAUGAGCGCGUGUUGGUCUCAUUCCCGACGCGUGCCUUCGAGCGUGAGCACCGCAAGCUCUGGACGUCCAUAGAGAACCAAGUGUUCCACGUCCAGGUGGGCGGCCAGGCGCCCGUCAAGGCCUAUAUGCGUGACGUGCAGCUGGACCCCGUGACCGACGUGCCUUUGGCCGUGAACUUCCUUCGUUACAAGCCUGGGCGUACUGUGUCCAUCCCUAUCACGUACUUGAAUGAGGAAGGCAGCCCUGGUCUUAAGCGCGGAGGCUUCAUCAACCACAUCUACCACUCACUUGACUGCACCAUCUCUACGGACAAAAUCCCGACUACGCUUCAGAUCGACGUCAAUGGCCUGCACGUGGGUGACAAGGUGUACCUCGAGUCUAUCAAGUUCCCGGAAGGAGUGGUGCCUAACAUCCCGGAAGGUUCACUGGUCGCCAAGAUUGCUGGUCGUCGUGGUCUCAUCCCGCGUGUGGAGCCUGUGGUCGAAGAGGUCGUGGAGCAGAAGGAGGAAGAGGACGAAGACGAGGAGUUCGAUGACUGGAACGACAUUUUCUAGGCGUACAAGGCAGGAAAAAGCAGCGCGGACAGGAUACGUCGUGUUUGCUGUCGCUGCUGGCCCCUUCAGUUGCAAUUAAAUAGAGCUCCCGAUUUUUCCAUUCCA